CGCUGGCGCGCUCCCUCGCUCACUACCUCUCCCUCUGUUCCAAACCGGCGCCAGCCCUCCCUCUCCAACGGCACUCCUUCUCCGGCAGCUCCGAAUUAACAGCCAUUUUUCUUUCGGCGCUAUUUGCAGCUAUAUUUAUCAUUUCAACUGCAACAAUCUCAGCAAUUGUUGCUGCUCCCAUAGCUGCAGCCCCCUUUCAGAUUUGGGAUAUGGCCAGUGGCGUAUGACUUAAAACUUUCUUCUCCCACCCUGUUCGCCCGCUCCAUCUCUGGGAAGUACUAUGGCCAUGCCCACUGCUUGUCUCUGCUCUAAAAAUGAUAAGAAGAAUACACAUAUUCUCAAAAUCCAGUACCCCAAUUCUCGGGAGAACCCUUUCUCAUGGCCUCCUCCAUUUCUCAUCGUCGGCUACAUUGUUGGAACUACGGGACUGCAUAUCAUUGCUCCAAGCAUGUGCGAUCAAGAAGAAUCUCAAAGUCGGCAAACAACUCCAUGCCCACAUGCUUGUGACUGGCCUUGUGAAUUCCUCCCCACUAUGCAUUACGAGCCUCAUCAAUAUGUACUCCAAAUGCAAUCCCAACUCCAUGUCUGAUGCUUUCUUUGUGUUCUCCACUUCACCGUCUCAUGCUCGCAAUGUCUUCAUGUACAACGCCCUUAUAGCUGGCUUCAUCGCUCAUGAUUUACCCAAGCCAGUUCUUGAAAUUUACUCUGAAAUGACAAUGUUGGGCAUGGUGCCUGAUAAAUUCACUUUCCCUUGCGUAAUUAAGGCGGCUUCUUCUUGCAACCAUCUUGUAUGUAUGAAAAAGAUCCAUGGAUUAGUGUUCAAGCUUGGGUUAGAAUUUGAUUUGUUUAUAGGCAGUGCACUGGUGCACUCGUACUUGACCUUUGGCUUGACGGAGGAAGCAGAGGGGGUGUUCGAUGAAUUACCUGUGAGAGAUGAUGUUGUGCUUUGGAAUGCUAUGAUUAAUGGGUAUGCUCAGUCUGGACAGUUUGACAGGGCUCUGCAUGUUUUUAAGUGGAUGAUGGAUGAUGGGAUUGCACCAAAUAGAUUUAGUGUUACUGGUAUGUUGUCGGCUCUUUCAAAUUCUGAGGCAGUUUAUAAAGGAAGGGAGGUGCAUGGAUUCGUGAUAAGGAGAGGGUACGAUGAAGGCAUUGCUGUUUUGAAUGCAUUAAUUGAUAUGUAUGGAAAAUGUAAGCGUGCAAGUGAUGCUCUGCAGGUUUUUGAGAUGAUGGAUGAGAAGGACAUAUUUUCAUGGAACUCAAUAAUAUGUGUUCACGAACAGUGCGGUGAUGAUGAGGGAACCAUGAGGCUUUUUAAGAGGAUGUUAUGUGCUCAAAUGCAACCAGAUUUAGUCACUGUAACUACGGUCCUCCCUGCUUGUUCUCAUUUGGCAUCACUGAGGCAUGGCAAGGAGAUUCAUGGGUAUAUGAUUGUUAAUAGGCUAAAGAAAGAUGGCGAUGCUGCAGAACACAGCGACUCUUACAUUGACAACGCUAUAAUGGACAUGUAUGCAAAAUGUGGGAGCAUGAAUGAUGCUCAGCUGAUCUUCGACAUGAUGAGCUAUAAAGAUACAGCAUCAUGGAACAUCAUGAUUAAGGGGUAUGGCAUGCAUGGAUUCGGUAAGAAAGCACUAGACAUGUUCUCUGAUAUGUGCGAGGCAGAACUGAAACCAGACGAAGUUACAUUUGUGGGAGUUUUGUCGGCCUGCAGUCAUGCAGGCCUUGUAGACCAAGGGAGAGAAUUUCUUGUACAAAUGCUGCCAAAGCAUGGCAUUACGCCGUGCAUAGAACACUAUACCUGUGUGAUUGACAUGCUAGGUCGGGCUGGGCAGCUCGAAGCUGCUUAUGAAUUAUUAUUAACAAUGCCUGUUGACCCCAACCCGGUAGUAUGGAGGGCAUACCUCGCUGCCUGUCGUCUCCAUGGGAACACUGACCUGGCUGUGAUCGCUGCAGAGAAGGUGUUUGAGCUUGAUCCGGAGCAUUGCGGAAGUUAUGUUAUACUAUCAAAUAUUUAUGGAGCAAAUGACCGCUAUGAAGAGGUCCUUGAAGUAAGAGAUACAAUGAGGCUACAAGAAGUGAGGAAGGUCCCUGGUUGUAGCUGGAUUGAACUCGAAAAUGGCGUGCAUUCAUUUGUUACUUGUGACAAGACUCAUCCUCAAGGGGACCUUAUAUAUGCUGGAUUAAAUUCAUUAACUGCUCGACUGCGUGAACAUGGGUACAGGACAGAUGCCUUGGACUGCAAUAUAUAAACUUCUGUUCUUGUUCAA
Messenger RNA from Ipomoea nil (Japanese morning glory), 2264 nucleotides. Its product is annotated as pentatricopeptide repeat-containing protein At3g14730. Gene Ontology annotation, molecular function: protein binding; RNA binding. The record is from RefSeq and is a predicted model, not a curated record. The transcript is spliced from 3 exons. Lineage: Eukaryota; Viridiplantae; Streptophyta; Magnoliopsida; Solanales; Convolvulaceae. Gene Ontology annotation, biological process: RNA modification. Bases 315 to 2246 code for a protein of 643 amino acids.